AUGAAGACUGUCAUCUACAUCUACAAGCCGGUCAGACUCGUCGCCGAUCUGUCAGGUUGUGCCGAUAUGGGCGAUUUGGUGGCAUCUAUCAAAGCCGUGCACCCAACAGUCCUGGAAGAACAUGAUGGCCUGGAAUAUUUCCCAUCCGGAUGCCAGGCGCUAGCAUCGAAACAGCUUACUGGCCCGUACCACGAUCCUGAGUCACCUCUGCCUUACCUUCCAGGCCCACAGCUGGACAUCAUGACCUUUCCAAAAUCAGUUUACGACAUUAAUGUCUGCGCCUGCGGGUCUGGCGAAUGCUCCAGAGACAAACACUUUGCUGUAUCCCUGGGUGCGAAUUGCCGGAUCUCUCAGCUGAAAGAGGGCGUGGACUUCAAGCUCGGCACACCGACCAGCGACCAGGUCAUCAAAUACAACGGACGGACCAUGGACGACUCUGCCUACCUGUUUCAAGAGGGGAUUUGCGAGAACUCCACGGUGGCGGUCACAAUCAACGCGAAGAUAUCCCUUUUCUGGAAGAACAAUUGGCAUUCUAUGGUAGUCCCAUUGGAUGCAGAAUUCUCCUCCCUGUUGGGGGCUUUUGCACGACAGGAAUGGGCGGAUCUUUCGAACUUGUGCUUUCAGUUUGAUAGAACCUCGCAGGUUUCAGGCCGUGCGAAGGAUUGGGUUGAGGAUCGAAAUCGAAUCUACCUUUUCAAAGCGGAACAAGUUGUCGGCACUGUCAAGGAGAAUGGACUUGCUACAGGAGAUAGAAUUCGCGUCUACCAGAUGAUUCCCAAGCGGGAGCGGGAAACCCCUGACGAAGGAGAUCUCCUCACAAACGUGAACCCCCAGCGCAAGGUCAAGAAGCCAAAAGGACGAGCCGCGAGAUCUUAG
This is a messenger RNA of Exophiala dermatitidis NIH/UT8656, 876 nucleotides long. RefSeq lists its product as uncharacterized. The record is from RefSeq and is a predicted model, not a curated record. NCBI's taxonomy places the organism in Eukaryota, Fungi, Ascomycota, Eurotiomycetes, Chaetothyriales, Herpotrichiellaceae. Bases 1 to 876 code for a protein of 291 amino acids. The transcript has a single exon. Gene Ontology annotation, molecular function: protein binding.